Oncorhynchus kisutch (coho salmon) is the source of this 1863-nucleotide messenger RNA. Its product is annotated as hyaluronan mediated motility receptor. Lineage: Eukaryota; Metazoa; Chordata; Actinopteri; Salmoniformes; Salmonidae. The record is from RefSeq and is a predicted model, not a curated record. The transcript is spliced from 14 exons. Gene Ontology annotation, cellular component: membrane. Bases 105 to 1748 code for a protein of 547 amino acids. Gene Ontology annotation, molecular function: hyaluronic acid binding.
UGUGUUGAUGUUUUGAAUUUGGAGAGCUGCUUUGGUACUCAUCGUGACCAUCUAUAACUUAAACUGUAACUACCGAUUUUCUAGUGAACUAUUUCUUCCAAACCAUGUCUUUUUCAAGAGCUCCAGUGAAGCGAUUUAAUGAAAAUAUCGGCUGCGCCCCAGCACCGGGCACCUACGAGCUGAAACCAGGAGAGGUGAAGGGACCUGCCUCUUUCCUCCGGUCAGAGCGCUUCAAACUGCUCAAGGCCAGUGAUGCUCCCAGCAUCCUACCACCAUCUCCUUCUAAAGAUGUGCCCACGUCACCUGUGGCUGUGCGUAGGACCAUGUCUGUGGAUGGACUGGUUGACGGAUCCAUGUCAAAGAAAGACAAGAGUGGCCAAUCGAUGCAGAUGAAACGGCAGAAACUCCUGGAGAAAGAGAUCCGCUCCCUGGUGCAGCAGCGCGGGGAGCAGGACAGGCGCCUGGUAACCCUGGAGGAGGAGCUGAGGAAGGUGGAGGCCAAGCUGUUGUCUGUGGUCAGGGAGAAGACUGGUCUGGCAGCUAACGUCACCACCUUGGAGAGACAGCUGGCUGAGCUCAAGAAGACUAACGACUUCCUCAAGAACAAGGUUUCUGCAGACACAACUAAGAAGCGAUUCCAGUCUAUGUCUAUGGAGCUGAUGGAGGCAAGAAACAAACUGGAUGUCAAGGACAAGGAGCUGAGUUUCCUGCAGAUCAGUACAGGGGGCCAGGUGAUGUUGCUGGAGACAGACCUGGAGGCGGCCAGAGCUACACUCGCCACCCUGAGGGAGAGGAACGAGGACCUGGCGGACCUCCAUCACGACACCAAAGUCCACAACGAGGAGCUGGAGAAUGAGAUGGGCACACUGCAAGCUGUGAUCCAGGAGCUGAGAGAGGAGGUCAAUGUUCUACAGGGUUACCUGGACACAGCCAACGACCACAUCCAGGACCUGCGUAUGAAGCUUCGUGAGAAGACGGAGAUGGAGAACAGCAUGUCUGAGUCUCAGCGCGAGAAACUGGGUCGUCUUGAGCAGAAGCUGGAGCAGUGCACCGCGGAGCUCCGGAUCUCUCAGAACAUUCUCCAUCAGAAGGAGGAGGAGUCAGAGAAAGGUCAACAGGACCUGCAGGCUUCCCGGGAUGCAUUGCAGGAGACCGAGAAGCUUCUGGAGUGGCGAGAGGCGGAGCUGACGUCCUCCCAGAAGGCAUUGGGAGAUAUGGAAACACAGAUGCAGCGGGCCAACCAGGAAAUGUCUGACUCCCAGAGUGCAGUGCGGCAACAGGAUGCGGAGGUAGUGCGUCUGAGAGAGGUGCUGAGGAGGACAGUGAAGGAGAUGGAUGAGAGAAUAGCUCAUCUGGGAGAGAAGUGUAAAAUCUUGGAGGAGGAGAGAAAUAGGGGCCAGGGGAGAGUGGAGGAGCUGACUGCAGAGCUGAGCCUCCUGCAGGAGAACUGGAGGAGUGAGAAGGAGGUGCAGGAGCAGCUGGCGCAGGCACACACCUCCCUGACUGAGGAGCUGAAGAAGGAAAAGGAGCGUGCAGCCUCCCUGGCCUCGGGGCUGGAGAGAGUUAGGGAGGAGACCGAGGACGAGAGGAAACAGUUGGAGGAUGAGUUGGAGGAGGCUCUAGUGGAGUUGUCAGUUCUGGAGUUGCAGGAAGAGAGGAGGGAGGAGGAAGAGAAGAGGAGAGAGGAGGCCUUACAGAGUUUCCAGCAGGAGAAGACUGUGAUGGAGAGGGGACCAGAGCACUGCUAGACAGGAGAAGCUGUGCCGUGGAGGCGUUGGAGAAGGUGCACGGUGCUGAAACGAGGAGGCUGCAGGAGGAACACACCACCUCCCUCAGCAAGAUGGGACACAUGGCCACUGAACU